Thermothielavioides terrestris NRRL 8126 is the source of this 663-nucleotide messenger RNA. RefSeq lists its product as uncharacterized. The transcript has a single exon. NCBI's taxonomy places the organism in Eukaryota, Fungi, Ascomycota, Sordariomycetes, Sordariales, Chaetomiaceae. The coding region runs from base 182 to 412 and encodes 76 amino acids. The record is from RefSeq and is a predicted model, not a curated record.
GGAGGCGGCCGCGCGCGCGUUCUUUCUCCGACCUCGAUCCUUGACAAGUUCUAUCAAUUCUCGAGGUCCGCCGCCCCCCACAUCGCCCGCAGAGACCGCCAGGUCUUCAGCGAUGUCCCGCACGCGCCCAAACCAAUAAUCCGUUCCGUUCGGCGGUGAGUGCAGAGUUGCGACGUCGAUAAUGGAGCGGCGGAACGAAAACUGCAAAAGGUCGUCGAGGCGGUUGCCCGGUUGCUCGCUGACGAGAUCGAGUACGAGCUUCUUGUGUGUGUGGGAACUGGCACCGCUUGUGAUGUUCGCCUCACUACUGGUCGUCGUCAAAGCGGUCGGGAAGCCGAGGAAACGAUAUGUUGCUGGCACGAUGCGACGGGUGUGCGGGCACAAUCGGAGGGGGGUGACCUUGGAAACCUAAGACGGCUGCAGGACGCAAGGACCGGCAACCCAGCGGUCUAAGGGAACGCAAGACGGAACACGCACGAGCGCGUCAGUCGAGGGAGAAGUUACGCCAGUACCGUGUGCGAGGACAAGUACAAGUGCCUCUCGGCUCUCGAGCUUCGAGGGAUGCGCCGGGUCCAAGCUGGAAAAGUAGCCAGGAACGUUCUCGAUUGAAGAUCGCAGAACCAAGUAGCAGUGCGGCGGCAAGGCCAGCAGCAGUCAAAGCCG